AAGGUGGAGUUUUAGCAUUUCUCCUCGGGUGUCGCUCCUCUCCUCCAUCCUGCCCUGCUUUCAUGCUUCUGCUUUUUUUUUUUCUUUCUUUCUUUUCCCCCUCAGCCGACAGGGAAGAGUUGGAGCCAGACUUCAACCGAACAAGACUCUGAUCCACCCACACAGAGGAAGCUGAACACCGAACAACAGAGCAGUCUGUGGAGAAACAGACGGUGACAGAGACAUGCGAAGAUCUUUGGCUGUUGCAGUGCUGGACUAGAAACCUGGAAAGAUGGCGUGCACGCAGGCUCGCGCAUUCCUCGCCUUUGCUUUGCUUGGAAUUUUCUUUCUCCACGUCUCGGUGGAAGAACAGCAACAGGAGGAGGAGGAGGAGGAGAAGAUGUCCUGUCAGGGAGCGUUUGACCUCUACUUUGUUCUGGACAAAUCUGGGAGCGUCAAGCAUCACUGGAGUGAGAUUUACAACUUUGUUAAGCAGGUGGCACAAAAAUUUAUCAGCCCCAUGCUGAGAAUGUCUUUUAUUGUCUUCUCCACACAAGGGAAAAUCAUCAUGAAGUUGACUGAGAACAGGGAGGCAAUAACUGAAGGCUUAAGGGCUCUAAACAAUGUUCAGCCUGGAGGAGACACAUAUAUGAACUUAGGCCUGGAGAUGGCUAAUGCACAAAUAUAUCAAGAAAACCGAGGGACAGCCAGUGUUAUCAUCGCUCUGACUGAUGGAGAACUAAACGAGUGGCAGUUUGACACGGCCCAGCGGGAGGCACAAAAGGCCAGGACUUUGGGAGCUACUGUGUAUUGUGUUGGGGUUAAAGAUUUCAACCAGACUCAACUUGCAACUAUUGCAGACACCAUAGAACAUGUGUUUCCUGUAGUCGGAGGCUUCCAAGCCCUCAGGGGAAUCAUUGACUCGAUCAUCAAGAAGUCUUGCAUUGAGAUUUUGGCGGCAGAGCCAUCCAGUGUGUGUGCAGGAGAGAGUUUCCAGGUGGUCGUUAGAGGCAACGGUUUUCUCCACGCAAGAAACAUCAACCAGGUCCUCUGCAGCUUCAAACUGAAUGACACACACACUGUGGAUGAAAGGCCAGCUCAAAUAGAAGAUACCUUUCUGCUUUGUCCGGCUCCUGUUGUAGAAGAAGUGGGAAAGGUGAUCUACCUGCAGGUGAGCAUGAACGAGGGCCUCUCCUACAUCACCAGCUCCGUUCACAUCACUACGACAGAGUGUUUCGACGGCACCAUAGUGCUAAUUUCAUUGCUGGUUGUUUUCCUGCUCUUGGCUCUGCUGCUGAUGUGGUGGUUCUGGCCUCUGUGCUGCACCGUGGUGAUCAAAGAACCUCCCCCACCUCCACCUCCAGAGCCUGAUUCAGAUGAGGAUGAUGGGAUGCCCAAGAAGAGGUGGCCCACUGUGGAUGCUUCAUAUUAUGGAGGAAGAGGAGUGGGUGGCAUCAAACGCAUGGAGGUGAGAUGGGGGGAGAAAGGCUCGACUGAGGAAGGUGCUAAACUGGACAAACCUAAAAAUGCGGUUGUGAAGAUGCCAGAGCAGGAAUUUGAACCUUUCGAGCCCAAGCCUCGAAAACUUCCCCGCCGUUCUCCGCAGCAGAAGAAGUGGUACUCGCCCAUUCAGGGGAAACUCGAUGCUCUGUGGGCUCUGUUCAGACGAGGUUAUGACCAGGUGUCUCUAAUGAGACCGCAGCCUGGAGAUCAGGGUCGCUGUAUUCGUUUUCAGCGGGUCAGAGAUGAUGAGGCCCCCUCUUAUCAGGCAACCCCCCCCAGGCUUCACUCGUCCUCAGCUCCUUCAUCAGAUGAGCAGGAACCUGAAGUCUCCAACUCCGUCCCCCGUACGAAGCCUCCGUCAAGAGGGCCGCGCACCGCGCCUUCACCUGUUAUCACACCCCUCUCACGCGCACCACCUCCCAUGGCCCGACCCCUGCCGGGUCCACCCCCAGCUCGUGCGCCGCCAGGGCCACCAGGCCCGCCCCCGUCUCGACCCCCACCGAGGCUGUAAGAAACUAGAUUAAAAAACAAAACGGAGAUGCUUCUUCUUAAAGUGUCCUCCUUUCAUCCCCAAACACCAAAGAUUAAAACUUCCAGGUCAGAGGUGUUGAGCUCUGUCUUGUUGCUGGACAGCAAAAUAAAUCCAGUGUCAAAAUCAGCUACUGAGUUUCAAGGACAAAACGUAUACAAAGAACAAGUUUUAUGAACAAAAACAAACUAAUGUAUUUAAUUAGGCCUUGUAUGUACGGUUAAGGCCAUGUCGAGGGAGAUGGUGAGUGUAAGUGCAAUCCUUCAUGGACUUUAUUGUGGGUUAGUUUGUUGACAUCUGAACAGCUGAAAUUAAAAAGUAAAACAGACUUUGUGGAUCUGCAUGCAAUAAUAGAGAGAGGGGGAAG
Nematolebias whitei (Rio pearlfish) is the source of this 2378-nucleotide messenger RNA. RefSeq names its product ANTXR cell adhesion molecule 1d (gene antxr1d). The coding region runs from base 272 to 1993 and encodes 573 amino acids. Gene Ontology annotation, molecular function: signaling receptor activity. The record is from RefSeq and is a predicted model, not a curated record. Lineage: Eukaryota; Metazoa; Chordata; Actinopteri; Cyprinodontiformes; Rivulidae. Gene Ontology annotation, cellular component: membrane. The transcript is spliced from 18 exons.